UUGUCAGCCAGACAAAGACAGUCAGUCUGAUGUGAUUGAGACAAGGGAGGUUUUCAGGGGGAGACUGGGAGAUAGGGGCCUCCCCUCCCCCUUCUCCUCUUCCUGCGCCGGCCUCAACCCCCUCCCCAGUCCCCUCCCGACGGUCGCCCCACGCGGAAGACACCCCUCCCCCUCCCGCUUUCCCCUCCUCCCUACCUCUGCCUUUCGUACCGGGACGUUGGGGAGGGGGCUGUGCCGGGCGGAGAGAACUCAGCAAGGAUUCUGAGAAUGAUAAAUAACGCUGAUCAUCUCUAGGAAGGAAAUUGAUUCACCUCAUGUAAAGUAUGCUCAGUUCCUUUCCAGUGGUUUUGCUGGAAACCAUGUCUCACUAUACAGAUGAACCUAGAUUUACUAUAGAGCAGAUAGAUCUGCUUCAGCGCCUUCGGCGUACUGGAAUGACUAAACAUGAAAUUCUCCAUGCCUUGGAAACUUUGGACCGUCUUGAUCAAGAGCAUAGUGACAAGUUUGGAAGAAGGUCCAGCUAUGGAGGAAGUUCAUAUGGGAAUAGUACCAACAAUGUUCCAGCAUCUUCCUCUACAGCUACAGCUUCCACACAGACCCAGCAUUCGGGAAUGUCCCCAUCACCUAGCAACAGUUAUGAUACCUCCCCACAGCCUUGUACUACCAAUCAGAAUGGGAGGGAGAAUAACGAGCGAUUAUCCACAUCCAAUGGAAAGAUGUCACCAACUCGCUACCAUGCAAACAGCAUGGGUCAGAGGUCAUACAGUUUUGAAGCCUCAGAAGAGGACCUAGAUGUAGAUGAUAAAGUGGAGGAAUUAAUGAGGAGGGACAGCAGUGUGAUAAAAGAGGAAAUCAAAGCCUUUCUUGCCAAUCGGAGGAUUUCCCAAGCAGUUGUUGCACAGGUAACAGGUAUCAGUCAGAGCCGGAUCUCUCACUGGCUGUUGCAGCAGGGAUCAGACCUGAGUGAACAGAAGAAAAGAGCAUUUUACCGAUGGUAUCAGCUUGAAAAGACAAACCCUGGGGCUACGCUAAGUAUGAGACCAGCGCCCAUUCCAAUAGAGGACCCGGAAUGGAGACAAACACCUCCCCCAGUCUCAGCUACAUCUGGCACCUUCCGACUACGACGGGGGAGUCGAUUUACCUGGAGAAAGGAGUGCCUGGCUGUCAUGGAAAGUUACUUCAAUGAGAAUCAAUACCCAGAUGAAGCAAAGAGAGAAGAAAUUGCAAAUGCUUGCAACGCAGUCAUACAGAAGCCAGGCAAAAAACUGUCAGAUCUGGAACGAGUCACCUCCUUGAAAGUAUAUAAUUGGUUUGCUAAUAGACGGAAGGAGAUCAAGAGGAGAGCCAAUAUCGAAGCAGCAAUCCUGGAGAGUCAUGGAAUAGAUGUACAGAGUCCAGGAGGCCAUUCCAACAGUGAUGACGUUGAUGGAAAUGACUACUCAGAGCAGGAUACUUGGCAAGUACGCAAUGGGGAGGAGGAGGAGGGAAGAAGUUCAGAGGGAGGCAGAGAAGCAGAGAAGGACGACAGCACUAGCCAUAGUGACCACCAAGACCCCAUCUCAUUAGCUGUGGAAAUGGCAGCAGUCAACCACACUAUCUUGGCAUUGGCCCGACAAGGAGCCAACGAAAUCAAGACAGAGGCCCUGGAUGACGACUGAUGAGGGAGGGCUGAACACGAGAAGUUAAUUAGUUUAGACGUAGCACCUUAGCAGACUUUCCUCGGUCCUUAACAUGUGUUCUUACAGUAUAACUUGCAGUUUCUUGUAUGUCAGUUAGCCGUUAGGGUCUUGUUCUGUGAAGAUGGCAUGGUGCCCUCAGCCUUUGCAUAUACUCUCUCAGUAUUAAUUCCCAGUAAAUAAUAACCAACCAACCAACCAACCAAACUUCCCUCUCCCAGCCCCUGAGGCUAGAAAAUCUUGCUGCUCUGUCUUAGCAUUCCAAGAAAGUGCUUCCAGGUAGAUAGCCCUCAGUUCUCAAAUAUUAGGCUACGUGUAAAACCUUGGGUACCUUUAGAUUCCUGUAACACUAGUCUGUACCCCUUUUCUUUCCCCAAGACUGGUAGGAUGCAAGCUGAGGUAGUGUGGCCCAGGAUUGACAUUCACCAUUUGGGGAGUAUCUGCAGAGUAAAAGGAACACUAGAACCCCCACCUCAAUGUGGGAAUAAUUGAUUUCCAGCUGCAAUAAGCCGUGCCUCAUAAUAGUCACACCGUGGCUAGAUUAUCCUUCUUCGGGUGCUGUGCUAAGAAUGUCAGUGGAGAAACUCGAUCUCAGAUUUUGGUUGAUGUUAACAUGCCUGACAGAGAUAUCCUUUCCUCUCACAAGCUCUGUGACUUAGUAGAUAAAAUACUGCCUUCUGCCUUUGGGACCAUGAUUAAAACAAACAAAAAUGACAAAAAAAAGUCAUUUAAAAAAAAAAAACAAAACACCACAAAACCAAGCUUGAGAGCAUUGG
Molecule: messenger RNA, 2452 nt
Organism: Hippopotamus amphibius kiboko
Lineage: Eukaryota; Metazoa; Chordata; Mammalia; Artiodactyla; Hippopotamidae
Gene: HMBOX1
Product: homeobox containing 1
Exons: 11
Coding region: 324-1658 (444 amino acids)
Biological process (GO): positive regulation of DNA-templated transcription
Cellular component (GO): nucleus
Molecular function (GO): double-stranded telomeric DNA binding
Source: RefSeq, a predicted model, not a curated record